AUGGUGGAUGUAGCAGAGAAGGAGAUGGAUAACCCCACGUUCAGGAGUGACACUGUCCUGUCUGAUGUUCACUUGCACUGCCCAAACAAAAGGCAUCUCAUGGUGCGACUGAAUGCAGUUGGACAGCCAGUAUUCCUGUCAUAUUUCAAAUUCCUUUGGAACACAGAAGAUUUGGCAUCUGAGAAAUGUGUGAGAGAAGUUGCAAGAGAAAGAGAACACCAGCACAGAAGUGGAGCUGAACUGUGUGACAAGGACAAGAGUAAUCUAAAACAAGCAAGAGAAUUAAACAGUGAAGGAGUAGAAGCUCUGCUAGAUGAUGAUGGAGACAUGGAAGUGGUCAGAAGGCCUCAAAGUGCCUCUGAUUUAGAAGCAGAGGAUCUUCUGAGGGAUAUAGUGUGUCCUGUAAUUCUGAUGAAAGGGACAGAAGAUACUUUUGAGGAUGAAGGACAAGAAUGCACUUGCAGUGAUGUUGUUAAAAUAGAACAUACUAUGGCAACCCCCUUAGAAGAUGUUGGUAAACAAGUGUGGCGUGCAGCCUUCCUUCUUGCUGAUUACAUUCUGUUUAAACGAGACCUGUUCAGGGGUUGCUCAGUGCUGGAGCUUGGAGGUGGCACUGGAAUUACAAGCAUUAUCAUGGGAACAGUUGCCAAAAGAGUUUAUUGCACAGAUGUUGGUGAAGAUCUUCUGGCCAUGUGUGAGCAAAAUGUUGCAUUAAACAAACACCUGAUGGAACCAGGAGGAGGGGAAGUUAAAGUGAAAGAACUGGACUGGCUGAAAGAGGAAUUUUGCACUGAUCCUGAAGCUCCUCACAGCUGGUCUGCAGAAGAGAUUGCUGAUUUGCAUGAUCACUGUUCUGUGAUAAUAGCAGCUGAUGUGUUCUACGAUGAUGAUCUGACAGAUGCAUUGUUCAGAACAUUGUACAGAAUCACACACAACCUGAGAAAUUCUUGCACAGUUUACUUGGCAUUAGAAAAAAGGCUGAACUUCACUUUAAGACAUAUGGAUGUUACAUGUGAAGCCUACAGUCACUUUAGAAAUACUCUGAAUGAUCUGGAGACCCUCCAAGACAGACAAAUGAAAUACACUGCAGAGCCCAUUAAACUUGAUUUCUGCCAGUUUCUCCUUUACGAGCGAAUUGAGCAGUUGGAACUGUGGAAGAUCAUGGCUGAGCAUCUAACGUGA
Acanthisitta chloris (rifleman) is the source of this 1182-nucleotide messenger RNA. It is a transcript of the gene METTL22, whose product is annotated as methyltransferase like 22. The coding region runs from base 1 to 1182 and encodes 393 amino acids. Gene Ontology annotation, biological process: protein methylation. The record is from RefSeq and is a predicted model, not a curated record. Lineage: Eukaryota; Metazoa; Chordata; Aves; Passeriformes; Acanthisittidae. The transcript is spliced from 10 exons. Gene Ontology annotation, molecular function: protein methyltransferase activity. Gene Ontology annotation, cellular component: nucleus.